ACAGGGGCCACUCACAGCCUACAUCUGACCUGGACUGAUAUGUGGAUGAGAGAGAAGAUUGGCUCCAAUCCUGGGAAAUAAACCGAUGAGUAGGACAGGGAAGAGGAAGCACUGCCCUGAUUUCAGCAGGAGUGGCAGCCUCUCGCCCAAACGAAGUGUUCACUCCUGAGAAAAGCAAAGGAUUAAGCUAAUGCUCCAAUCUUUAACAAGGCCGCUACUUCAGGGCUACUGAUAUUUUGAUCAAAGCAGACCUCACCGAAGUCAGAGCCAAGACGUUACCACCAAGCAGUCCAAGAGACUCACAAGCAAAGCUGGAGGUGAGACCUGAAGAAAGCUGGGACCAUGCUGACCUCAUGCAAUGCAAUGAAACAGACUCCACUUCUGGAAAUUCCACCACCAAUGCAGAUGAGGAAGAUGAGGGUCCCCAGAUCUGCCGUGUAUGUGGGGACAAGGCCACUGGUUAUCAUUUCAAUGUUAUGACAUGUGAAGGAUGCAAGGGCUUUUUCAGGAGGGCCAUCAAACGCAAUGCCCGGCCCCGGUGCCUCUUCCGGAAGGGCGCCUGCGAGAUCACCCGGAAGACUCGGCGGCAGUGCCAGGCCUGCCGCCUCCGCAAGUGUCUGGAAAGCGGCAUGAGGAAGGAAAGUGAGCAGCAUACGACAUGGACAGGCGUGGGCUCCAGAGCCGCAAUACUGGUGAUCAUGUCAGAUGCAGCUGUGGAGCAGAGGCGGGCCUUGAUCAGGAGGAAGAAACGAGAACAGAUCGGGGCUCAGCCCCCAGGAGCCAAGGGUCUCACUGAAGAGCAGCGGACAAUGAUCAGUGAGCUGAUGAACGCUCAGAUGAAAACCUUUGACACCACCUUCACACAUUUCAAGAAUUUUCGGUUACCAGAGGUGCUUAGCAGUAGCCUCGAGAUUCCAGAGUGUCUGCAGACUCCGUCGUCAAGGGAAGAAGCUGCCAAGUGGAGCAAGCUCAGGGAAGAUCUGUGCUCAGUGAAACUCUCUCUGCAGCUAAGGGGGGAAGAUGGUAGCGUCUGGAACUACAAACCCCCAGCAGACAACAGUGGGAAAGAGAUCUUUUCCCUGCUGCCCCACAUAGCUGACAUGUCAACCUACAUGUUCAAAGGCAUUAUCAACUUUGCCAAAGUCAUCUCCUACUUCAGGGACUUGCCCAUUGAGGACCAGAUCUCUCUGCUGAAGGGGGCCACCUUUGAGCUGUGCCAGCUGAGAUUCAACACGGUGUUCAACGCAGAGACGGGGACCUGGGAGUGUGGUCGGCUGUCCUACAGCUUGGAAGACCCCUCAGGUGGCUUCCAGCAGCUUCUCCUGCAGCCCAUGCUGAAAUUCCACUACAUGCUGAAGAAGCUGCAGCUGCAUAAGGAGGAGUAUGUGCUGAUGCAGGCCAUCUCCCUUUUCUCUCCAGACCGCCCGGGUGUGGUGCAACGCCAAGUGGUGGACCAGCUGCAGGAGAGGUUUGCCAUUACCCUGAAGGCCUACAUCGAGUGCAACCGGCCCCAGCCUGCCCACCGAUUCCUGUUCCUGAAGAUCAUGGCUAUGCUCACUGAGCUCCGCAGCAUCAACGCCCAACACACCCAGCGGCUGCUGCGAAUCCAGGACAUACACCCCUUCGCCACCCCACUCAUGCAGGAGUUAUUCAGCAUCACAGAAAGCUGAACCAGGGCCCUCGGAGUCGCCACUCCUGGAUCUAAACAGAUGGAAGCAACUGACAAUGCCCAAAGGUCCUGCCUCCCCAGGAAACUCAGCCAUGAUGAUGGCUGGCUAGCAUUACUCAGGAAGGGGCCAUAGGUCCCCUCAGCCCCCAGUUCAGUAUGUGGAAAGCCAAGCCCUAGACCACUACGUGGAGAGUAUACUGGCCCAUAGGUCAGUUCCAGGAGCGGCAAGGCCACCUUCCCCUUAGAAAAAGCCCUGGGUCUGGAGAUUUAGUGUCCUGGUGGAAGAGGGGAAAGGGCACCUGGGGCUGGGCCAUUUGAGGGUCUGUGCUCACAUCCAAGUUCAUUAGCUUCUUGGGUAUUUUCACUGCUAUGCCUAGUACCCCUGUCUCCCACUUGCUCCCCAUUCCCAGCCACAGCCUCCUGCCCUGAGCUGCUCCAUGAACUCCGGGCCUUUUUCCACCAGCAGGUGCAUUAAUGUCUAAGAUAGCCUUCUAGAGAGAGGCCAGAAGGCCCACACCAAAUGUCAAAAGCUUGUCAUUACCUUUCUCCAUGUCUGUCCUUCCUACCUUCUGGGCAUUUCAUUCUGUCUCUGCAUCCAUUAAAACACAUCAUUAAGCACCAACCAUAUGCAACCUGCUGUGCGUAAUAAACGCUGACUCAGACAUGGAUCCUGACCUGCAAGGUCUGUAGUUCAGUAAAGAAAACAAAGCAGAAACACGAAUAAUUUGAUCAAAAGGAAAAGUGAUGUAUGACAUAAGGAGCCCAAGAAAUUGAUUUGCGUGGAUGCUGAACUGUGCUAGGCUUCUGCAUGCACCGGGACACAAGUGAGGGAUCCCUAGAACAUGGCUCGUGGGAGGAAGGGUACUAGCUGCUGUGUGCAUGUGUGUUCCUUGGUGCAGGUCUGCUCCACAACUGAACUGGGGCUGGGUUGCUCACGAGGCUGGAAUACUGGGACUACACAGUCCACAGUUAAUAAACAUGUUCCUGUUUACACAUCUAUUUUCAAAGCUAAAGAGUAUGAAAGCAUCUGUUUUGUUUGUUGCUAUUUUGAGUAAAAAUGUUUUUGCAUUUUUCACAAAUUACAUUUUAACUAACUUUACCUGGGCAUCCCAUAAGAACUAGACCUAGCAAAUACGUUUCAGUGGUUAACAUCGAAUCAAGACAAGAAGACUUAGUUAACUUUUGGCUAGAGAUUUAAAAAAAAAUUUUUUUUACCUUCCUUUCUGGGGAAAAAAGAAAUGUGGGGUGGGUAAAUAGAAAUAUCAUAUAUACAUAUAUAUUUCUAAUUUUUAAUACUUGUUUUACUUUUGCCCUCUACAUAUCUGAAGACUGUUGAUGUGUGAACCAACAGUUCUUCUAAUAAAUGCAUUAUUUAA
Molecule: messenger RNA, 3045 nt
Organism: Sus scrofa (pig)
Lineage: Eukaryota; Metazoa; Chordata; Mammalia; Artiodactyla; Suidae
Source: RefSeq, a predicted model, not a curated record